Molecule: messenger RNA, 1115 nt
Organism: Cannabis sativa
Lineage: Eukaryota; Viridiplantae; Streptophyta; Magnoliopsida; Rosales; Cannabaceae
Product: probable CCR4-associated factor 1 homolog 11
Exons: 1
Coding region: 116-1039 (307 amino acids)
Cellular component (GO): CCR4-NOT core complex; P-body; CCR4-NOT complex
Molecular function (GO): nucleic acid binding; poly(A)-specific ribonuclease activity
Source: RefSeq, a predicted model, not a curated record
UAUAAAUAUAUAAUUUAUAUCGUUACUCUACAAUUAUAGUAACGAUACUCUCUAUAUAUAUAUAUAUGCUUCUGCUUUUUCUUUUUCUCUUUCUUACUCUUACUCGCUCUCUUCAAUGGUCACCAUGUUAAUCAAUUCAAUCAAUCAACAAUCUCCGGUACGGGUAGUGGUUCCACCAGUUCCAAUCAAUGAAGAAUCUCCAGUACGGGUAGUGAUUCGACAAGUAUGGAAAGGAAAUCUUCUCGAAGAGUUCAAUCAUAUCGGAAAAUUGAUUCAUGAUGAGGGUUUUCGUUACGUCUCAUUGGAUACUGAGUUUCCUGGUUGUAUAUUUCAUCCUCAUCCAAACCCCAAUACUCACUACAGAGUUCAUCCAAUUUAUCAGUAUAAUGUGAUCAAAAAGAAUGUCGAUUUGCUCAAUCUUAUCCAAUUGGGUCUCACUCUCAGUGACUCAGACGGUAAUUUGCCAAAUCUCGACGGCGAAACUUUCGUGGUUUGGCAAUUUAAUUUCAACGAUUUCAACAUAUACUACGAUCGUCGUGCACAAAAUUCAAUCGAUUUGUUGAAGAAACAGGGGACAGAUUUUCAGAGAAACCUUUCGGAGGGAAUCAAUUCUGCCCACUUUGCUGCCCUAAUGUACCAUUACAAGCUCGUCCUCAACAAUGACAUUACAUGGAUUACCUUCCACAGUGCCUAUGAUUUUGGGUAUUUGGUAAAGAUUCUUACUGGUUGUUUACUUCCUCACGCUUUGCCUGAUUUUCUAUAUCUGGUGAGACACUUUUUUGGUCAAAAUGUUUAUGACAUGAAGUACUUGAUGGGUUUCUUUCCUGGUCUGUAUGGGGGUUUGGAAAGUUUGGCUAGUUCGUUGCAGAUCGUAAGAGAAGUUGGGUUGAGCCAUCAGUCUGGUUCGGAUAGUUUGCUGACAUUGAGGACUUUUCAGAAGAUUAGAUUGACUUAUUUUGAGUCUGAUGAAAAGGAGUUGAGAAAAUUUGUUGGUGUUUUGUAUGGCUUAGAGUUAGAAAUUUGCUGUGAUUCACCCUAGUUUCUUGAUUCUGAUCAUAAUACUAUUUUGUUUGGCUUAAUUUGUGAUUAUGACUAAUGCAAAACAAAAAUUCGGU